CGGUUUCUUUAGUGUUUUCCACUUCUUCAGUAUUGAAAUGUUAAAGUUAAGGUUGCUCUGUGCAUUUCUCCUGAUCGCCUUUUGCAAUGCCACUUUGUUGGCAAGUGAAGAGUCGAACCUUGCAACACCGUCAAUGGAGGAUUUUGAUAAUUGCGAUGUUGCAGACAAAAACGAAACCCUGGAGACUGAUAACGUCAUGCGUAUCAACGGCGGCCGACCCGUCACACAGGUCGUACCCUAUCAGGUCUCACUGCAGGUGUACCGACGUGGUCGCUACCAUCAUUUUUGCAGCGGUUCUAUCAUCAGCACUCACCACGUGCUCACCGCCGCUCAUUGUUUAACCAAGAUGAACGCGAAUGAAAUCACCGUUGUGGUCGGCACUUUGACGUGGCGUAAUGGUGGUGACCGCUAUCGAGUUGUGGCUAUACGCUCUCACCCCAGCUUCUCCUCAAGCUCAUUAAUUAUUAACGAUAUUGCUGUGUUGAAAGUAACACCGCCAUUUAACUUGGCCAAGAGUUCGAUAAGUACAAUAUCGCUGGGAGGGCGAGCGCGUGUUGGCGAGAAUGUCGCGGUGCGCCUAACAGGUUGGGGUUCACUCACACCAACCGGGUCAAGCGGUUUGCCGGAGCAACUACAAGUCUUGGACUACCGCACCAUAUCAAACCAGGACUGUGCCCAGCGCGGCUUUCGCAUAACAGCCAACGAGUUAUGUGCGCUGGGUGAGCGCGGGCGCGGUGCUUGCGUGGGUGAUUCAGGUGGACCGCUAAUAAUGCAACAAGGCACACCGCAGCUGGUCGGCAUUGUUUCCUACGGCACCGCAACCUGCGCUCAGGGUCGACCCGAUGUUUACACAAGAGUGUCAAGCUUUCUGCCAUACAUUAAUAGAGUAAUAACCACUGAAAUACCGUGAAGUUGUAAAAGUGUAUUGUAAAAAUUAAAGCUUGAAAUUGUUAUUCAAA
Ceratitis capitata (Mediterranean fruit fly) is the source of this 959-nucleotide messenger RNA. RefSeq names its product chymotrypsin-1-like. Gene Ontology annotation, biological process: proteolysis. The transcript has 2 exons. The coding region runs from base 38 to 910 and encodes 290 amino acids. Gene Ontology annotation, molecular function: serine-type endopeptidase activity. NCBI's taxonomy places the organism in Eukaryota, Metazoa, Arthropoda, Insecta, Diptera, Tephritidae. The record is from RefSeq and is a predicted model, not a curated record.